Messenger RNA from Suillus discolor, 1232 nucleotides. RefSeq names its product Acireductone dioxygenase ARD family. The record is from RefSeq and is a predicted model, not a curated record. Lineage: Eukaryota; Fungi; Basidiomycota; Agaricomycetes; Boletales; Suillaceae. The transcript has 5 exons. Bases 493 to 1035 code for a protein of 180 amino acids. Gene Ontology annotation, molecular function: acireductone dioxygenase [iron(II)-requiring] activity.
UGUACACGUUCAUGACGGUGAUGUAUUCUAUGGUACUACCUCGAGGUGACUGGCAAACGUUUGGUAUUCUCUCGUGUGUAUUAGGUUCUCCGAGUAUAGAAUCGGAGGGAACCAACUUGUCCUCGAUCUGCCACACCACAAACGAGUGCCACUUAUUGAUUCAAGAACGGCCAACACCAGCUCUAGAACUUUCGAAAAGGACGCCGACUCAGAUGCCUACGGAACGUACGGAGCACCCGCUCCACCCUAGACAUUGAUGCAUAGGCUUAUUCAUCAAUCAUAUCGAGCAUCUGCACACGUCAUACGGGUUUGGUCCAGUGGAUACCUCCAUCCGAAAUUAGCUGCUCACAAAAUUCGGGGUAAGUGAUCUAUCAUUAUACACCUACGAGGUCAGCUGACGGCCCUGUAUAUAAUAGCCUUGUCAUCGUCUGAAUACCCCGAGUUCCAUCCUGUAUCUUUUAGGAUCUUGUCUGAUAUCUUCUCAACUAUAAUAUGCGUGCUUACUACUUUGACAACCUUGAGGGUGAUCAACGCCUCCCACAUGACUCCGGCAUGGACGUUCCAGAUGAGGUCUUGAAGUCCAUUGGCGUCUUGCACUGGCACAUUCCCAUUGAUGCUGAGGGCAAGUACGAGCAGGAGAUUACUGCUGUUGCGAAGGAAAGGAAUUACAGGAACCACGAUAUUGUUUCUAUCAGCAAAGAGGGCCUUGGUGAUGAAUUUGAAACAAAGAUCAAGAACUUCUACCACGAGCAUAUGCACGAAGAUGAAGAAAUCCGAUACAUUCUUGAAGGCACCGGCUUCUUUGAUGUUCGUGAACACUCCAGUGAAUCCUGGAUUCGUUGCCACAUGGGUGCCGGUGACCUCUUAGUCCUCCCUGCGGGUAUUUACCACCGCUUCACUCUCGAUAUGGGCAACCGCGUCAGGACCAUGAGACUGUUCAAGGAUGAGCCCAAGUGGAUUGCGCAUAACCGUGGCAACCAGACGGAUGCUAACCCCUACCGCUUGGAGUACUUGAAGAGCAUUCAAGUUCAGUAGAUCGAUGUGUCCAUUGUGGAGCAUACAGUAUAUCUUGUGAAUGGGAUAUCCCAGUCAACAUUGCAAUCUGUAGUAUUUCACUAUGAUGACCUUCGGCAGAUUCAUCUGCCGUCAGUAAUGAAUACACCGCGCAAAUCAUCGCGGUCACGUUAUCAGCUUAUAGCAGGUUUGCUGUGUUUCGCUUCCGCAAUAGACAU